Caenorhabditis angaria is the source of this 258-nucleotide messenger RNA. The record is from the annotation of a GenBank genome assembly. NCBI's taxonomy places the organism in Eukaryota, Metazoa, Nematoda, Chromadorea, Rhabditida, Rhabditidae.
AUGUCCUACAACCCAUAUAACAAUUCCGGCUAUCCACAUUAUCCACCCCAACAACCAGGUUAUCCAGUUGGAUAUGGUGCUCAACCACCGAUGAUGCCAGUCGCCCCAGUUGUUGCGCCAGUUGUUGCACCUGUACCUGUUAUGGUACCACCUGUCCCAUCUGUGGUUGUUGUUGAAGAACCUGAUCAUCAUCAUCAUCACGGGAUUCUACAUCAUAUGAACCCAUUCCACCAUCAUCAUCAUCAUCAUCAUUGUUAA